Messenger RNA from Brassica rapa (field mustard), 468 nucleotides. RefSeq lists its product as uncharacterized. NCBI's taxonomy places the organism in Eukaryota, Viridiplantae, Streptophyta, Magnoliopsida, Brassicales, Brassicaceae. The record is from RefSeq and is a predicted model, not a curated record.
AUGAAUCCUUCUAAUCAACUAUUGAGAGUUCACACGUCUACAAGAAGGCUGUCUCAAUCGGAAGGGAUGGGAAACAAAGUCACCGUCUCGUUGGGUUCAGCUAUUGAAGACAUCCAUGAAGAUCCGGUCACCGGAAUCAGAACAUUGGUCCAAACCAGUAACCAACAACUCGACUCAUCUUCCUUAGUCAAGUUCAGUAUCCAUAGUACCUGUCACAGUCACAUCGCUUAUCUCCUCUUCAGUCGCUUCAUACACAUUCUUUCUUCAGGCGGCCAAGUCUCAGCCACGCGCGUCAGUACGGUUACUUCGCUAUGUGAUGACUUAGCCUCCCGCAUCGCUUCGGCUGCAAGUAACUUAGGUUUUGGCACUAACGGUUUCGAAAUAAACCUCUUCUUGAUUUUUGCAACAGAAAGAGUCUCGGUUGGUUUGUCUCCUUUUCGUCAGAAGUUUUCUUCCUUGCAAUUAUGA